Molecule: messenger RNA, 891 nt
Organism: Iphiclides podalirius (scarce swallowtail)
Lineage: Eukaryota; Metazoa; Arthropoda; Insecta; Lepidoptera; Papilionidae
Source: the annotation of a GenBank genome assembly
AUGGAUGUUAAAGAAAGAUUCAAUCUUUAUAAAUUAAGGAUAAUAAGGACAAUAGGAAAAGGCACAUACGGAAAUGUAUACUUAUGUGAAAAAAGAGAUACAAAAAAGUCAUUUACAAUAGUGAAAGAUAUAGAACUUAAUAUGAAAAUUCAAAAUCAUAAUCAGGAAAUUGCGAAUGAAGUUAAAAUAUUAUCAACAAUGAAUCACCCGAAUAUUAUAAAAUUUUUUGAUUGUUAUUAUCAAGAAAGAAAUAUAAUGAUUUGCAUGGAAUACGCAACCAGGGGAAAUUUAGCGGAAUAUAUGUACGAACGAUGCCCAAAAUUAAUUAAACAGGCGGAAAUCUUGUUCUAUUUUAGUCAAGUCCUACUAGGGGUGCACUAUAUACACCAACUGAAUAUUAUUCACAGAGAUUUAAAAGCAGAAAAUAUACUGUUAACGGGAAAACACGGUACAAUAGUAAAAAUUGGAGAUUUUGGUAUUUCAAAGAUGUUGGCCAGCGCGAAGAAAACAUCAACGGUAAUUGGUACUCCUUAUUAUCUCGCGCCUGAGCUUUGCGAGGGAAAACCUUACGACACUAAAAGCGAUGUGUGGGCUCUGGGUUGUUUAUUAUAUGAAAUGUGCACUCAUAAGCGAGCAUUUGAUUCCGAGACACUCGUUGGAUUAGUGAAAGUCAUAACUAGUGGCAGCGUGCAUCCUAUUGACAUGACUGUGUAUGACAGGGGUCUCCAAGACCUCAUAGACUCUAUGCUAUCGAUUGUGCCGGAGAAACGACCUGUGAUAAAGGAGCUGAUGGGACGUGCCAUUCUACUCCCCACAAUCUAUACCGUGUAUUUAGAUGCGGGGAACGAUGAACUGUUAUAUUUGAAAGCCAGUAAGAUAUUUGAAUUUAUG